Alternaria conjuncta is the source of this 312-nucleotide messenger RNA. RefSeq lists its product as uncharacterized. Bases 1 to 312 code for a protein of 103 amino acids. Gene Ontology annotation, molecular function: transmembrane transporter activity. Gene Ontology annotation, cellular component: membrane. NCBI's taxonomy places the organism in Eukaryota, Fungi, Ascomycota, Dothideomycetes, Pleosporales, Pleosporaceae. The record is from RefSeq and is a predicted model, not a curated record. The transcript is spliced from 2 exons.
AUGGAUCGGGAGCACGCCGGUGAGAUGACCUUUGAGGUCGACGCGGGCCACGAUGAGUCGAAUGCGAUCAGUGUGACAAGCAGUCGGGAAAGGAAGCUACUGAUGAAAGUCGACCUGUGCGUCCUGCCUACCGUCAUUGUACUGUAUCUCUUGUGUUUCAUCGAUCGAACGAACAUCGCUGGCAUGGAGGAAGAUCUCAAGCUUGAGGGAUAUGACUACAACGUCGUAUUAUCGGCGUUUUACGUGUCAUACAUAGUCUUCGAGAUGCCAGCAACGCUCUGCUGCAAACUGAUCGGUGCGCACGAUGACUAG